Messenger RNA from Styela clava, 559 nucleotides. Lineage: Eukaryota; Metazoa; Chordata; Ascidiacea; Stolidobranchia; Styelidae. The record is from RefSeq and is a predicted model, not a curated record.
AGACAUCGUCCAGGCACUAGGUAGACUUAGAUUUUAGGAAAAUAUGGAAAUAUUCGUUAAAAAGCAUCGCAAUACUGAAAAGGAUCAUGAAUUUUUCACGGUCAAUGAACCACUCGAUGGAGGAAACAGAUGGGCGAUGAUUGGGUGUAUGGCGGGAAAAGUGUUGAUUCAACACGGCGUCAUAACUGAAGCAAUGAAACUCAGAAUGGUGGAGGAAUGGGCUUCUACUGAAUUUGUAUCCGAAAAGCAAGCAAAGAUAACAUUGAUCUGUGAAGCUCUGAGAUUCAUUGGUUACAGCCCGAACAACCGAGACAAUUAUGAAUUUGGCGAGGAUUCUACCUUCGAAUGUUGUGCCAUCUGUACUGUAAGAAUCAUCCCUAACGAUUCCUGGAUGCGCUUCGUGCGUCUCUAUCUCAAGUUGAGUGAGGAUGUGAUCGAGAGAGUCAAACUGGAAGGAAAACUCACUGAAGAGCAGAAGUUGCAGAUCGCAAACUUUGCGAUAUCGAACUAACAAGGACAGCUUCAGAAGAUAAGAAGGAUUAUGAGUUAUGAUAAGAAA